Molecule: messenger RNA, 2397 nt
Organism: Musa acuminata AAA Group (dessert banana)
Lineage: Eukaryota; Viridiplantae; Streptophyta; Magnoliopsida; Zingiberales; Musaceae
Product: putative kinase-like protein TMKL1
Exons: 2
Coding region: 433-1539 (368 amino acids)
Biological process (GO): protein phosphorylation
Molecular function (GO): ATP binding; protein kinase activity
Source: RefSeq, a predicted model, not a curated record
GCGCGGGACAAAACACGACCCACCGAGUCGCCAAUCAGCGCUCUCCACGUGUUGUCGACUGCCCAUUAACCAACCAACCCAACUCCCUCCCAUCCUCUCUCUCUCUCUCUCUCUCUCUCUCUCUCUCUCUCUCUCUCUCUCUCAGAGAUCAGCUUCCCGAAGUGGAAACCUGUCUUCAGCAAUGAACUGAAACCACCCGGGUGUUAUCUGGUGUUCAAUCCAUCCAAAGCUUCCCCUGCACCGAGAAAGGAACCAUCUUUUUUUUUGUUCUCCUCUCCUUUUAGCUUCUUCUCCCUGUUCUAAUGCUUCCGUCCUCCUCGAUCUCCAAACUGAUCCAAAUCGCCUUUCAAGCUUCACAUUUCUGUAUAAUUUUGCCAAAAAAUUGGAAUUUUACGGGCUUCUCGAGGCUAGAUUGAGUUUGGCUAGCCGACCAUGGAGAAGAGACACAAGAUCGAGCUCCUCCUUGGUCUUCUCUGCUCGUUCCUUUUCCUUCUCCUCUUCCUCUUGUUGGCGUUGAGCUACUUCUUUCGCAAAAGAUUAAGGUGCCGAGGUAGGACCAAAAAGGAACCCUUGGAGGCCGGCGGCGACAGCGGCGGGGGCGGCGCGGAGGAGGAGCACUCGGAGGCGGAGGAGCUGGUGAGGUUCGCCGGAGGCGAGAGCUUGACGGUGCACGACAUCCUGGACGCGCCCGGAGAGGUGGUCGGGAAGUCGAGCUACGGGACGCUGUACAGGGCCAGCCUCGAGCGGAGCGGCUCUGUGGUGCUGCUCCGGUUCCUUCGACCGGCUUGCGUCGGCGGGACCGAGGAGGUUCUGCCGGCGGUCCGGGCGCUCGGGGCGGUUCGGAACCCGAACCUGGUGCCCCUUCGGGCGAUGUACGUCGGGCCGCGAGGGGAGAAGCUCUUCGUCCACCCCUUCUUUGCCGCAGGGUCUUUGAAGCAGUUCUUAAGAGCUGGUGUUGCUGAAGCACACAGAUGGGACAUCAUCUAUAAGCUCUCUCUGGGAAUCGCCAGAGGGCUGGAUCACCUCCACACAGGACUGGAGAAGCCCAUGGUGCAUGGAAAUCUCAAGACCAACAACAUCUUGCUCGACGCAGAUUACCAGCCUCGCCUGUCGGACUUCGGCUUGCACCUGAUCUUGAAUCCAGCGGCAGCCCAAGAAAUGCUCGAAGUCUCUGCGGCCCAGGGGUACAAAGCCCCCGAGCUGGUUAAGAUGAAGGAUGCCAGCAGUGAGAGCGAUAUAUACAGCCUGGGGGUGGUCGUACUCGAGAUGCUCACUCAGAAGGAUCCCAUCAACACCAACUUCUUACAGUCCAAGGAUUUCCAUGUGCCGACCUCGUUGAGGAAUUUGGUUCUGGAGCACAAAGUCUCGGAUGUCUUCAACUCCGAGCUCCUGAUUCAGAGUAUAGAUCAGAGUUCGACCAAUGAACAAGGUCUACUGAUGCUCUUUCGACUGGCGAUCGCUUGUUGCUCUCCUUCUCCUGCUUCGAGACCAGACACUAAGCAUGUUAUUUCACAGAUCGAAGAUAUCAUCCGACGAUGAUGAUGAUGAUUUCCAUUCUGCCAUGGUGAUGAAGCAACCUGUCGUUGUCGAUGAUGAUUGUCCAUUUUGCCGUGGUAGCAAAGCAAUCCAUUGUCCUGAUGGCAUGAUGGAGAAGAUGAUACAGAGAAUUGGACCAGGAACCGACAGUAGUUUAAAUGCUUCGAGGAUUGGAGAUUACCAUGAGCUGUAUAGUAUAGUUGGAGAUGUGCCAACGGCAACUACAUUCGCCUCCUCUUCUGAGCUCCUCAACUGUACUUAUUUCUGCUGUUGAUGCAAUGAAGGAGAAUGCAUGUGAUCGGAGAUACAAGCUUCUCUUAGCUUGUUGAGUUUGGCUAGAGGACAGGAUCUUGGCCUACUGGCUACUGCAACCAGUGAUACUUUCUGAGUGGUCUCGUGACUUGUUAAAGAGAACACAAGCCUGAAGCAUAAAAAAAGGUUCCCCUUCUCUAACUUCAAUCUGUUUGUGGAUUCCAUCUCUCCAAGGCAUCAGACAUGGGGAGCAAAUCAACUGAGUUGGGGAACAGAAACAGGCAGAAGGUCUGCAGUAGAGAUCAUGAAACUGUAGAUGGAAUAGUCAAGCUGCUGCCUUUGGAGUUGCAGUUUGAUGUGGUCUUCAAAUGCUGUAGCAUGGUUUGGCAUGCACUUGAAAAGGUGGUGGUGUACCUGUUGCUGAUACAGAUUUGACUUGACCAGCACCAAAAGCUGUCCUCAUUAGUUCAAUGCACUGGUGUAUUCUGAUUCGGAACCAUAUUGAGUGGUCCAAAACAUCACUUCCUGAGGCAAUAUUGUACAUUUCAUAUUUGGGUACCAGAAUUACAUGUUUAUAUAUAUAUUAGCAUCUUGUUUUCCUGCAUAAAA